AUGGAGAGGAGCACCUGUAGGGCUGGAUUGAGGGACGCGUCUUCUCUCAUAUUUCGGGAAAGGAUUGUCUUCCAAAGGAGUGGAUGCAUUCGUCACAGUCCCUGCUGCAAAAUGAAUACCAGCAAGUUUCCAUGGGCCAUGGGCUGGCAAAUGCGCAAGACCUGCUACCGUAUCGUGGAGCACAGCUGGUUUGAGAGCUUCAUCAUCUUCAUGAUCCUGCUCAGCAGUGGGUCUCUGGCCUUUGAAGACUAUUACUUGGACCAGAAGCCCACAGUGAAAGCUUUGCUGGAGUAUACCGACAGGGUGUUCACCUUUAUCUUUGUGUUCGAGAUGCUGCUCAAGUGGGUAGCCUAUGGCUUCAAAAAGUACUUCACCAACGCCUGGUGCUGGCUGGACUUCCUCAUUGUGAAUAUCUCACUGACAAGCCUCACAGCGAAGAUGCUGGAAUAUUCUGAUAUGGCUUCCAUCAAAGCCCUCCGGACUCUCCGUGCCCUGCGGCCACUGAGGGCUCUGUCUCGAUUUGAAGGCAUGCGGGUGGUGGUAGAUGCCCUGGUGGGUGCCAUCCCAUCCAUCAUGAAUGUCCUCCUUGUCUGCCUCAUCUUCUGGCUCAUCUUCAGCAUCAUGGGCGUGAACCUCUUCGCAGGGAAAUUUGGGAAGUGCAUCAACUACACCAAUGGAGAAUUUUCUCUUGUGCCUUUGCUAACUGUGAAUAACAAGUCUGACUGUGAGAUUCAAAACUACACUGGCACCUUCUUCUGGGUCAAUGUAAAAGUCAACUUUGAUAACGUUGCAAUGGGUUACCUCGCACUUCUUCAAGUGGCAACCUUUAAAGGCUGGAUGGACAUCAUGUAUGCAGCUGUCGAUUCCCGAGAGGUCAACAUGCAGCCCAAGUGGGAGGACAACGUGUACAUGUACUUGUACUUUGUCAUCUUCAUCAUUUUCGGCGGCUUCUUCACGCUGAAUCUCUUUGUUGGGGUCAUCAUUGACAACUUCAAUCAACAGAAAAAAAAGUUAGGGGGCCAGGACAUCUUCAUGACAGAGGAGCAGAAGAAGUACUACAAUGCCAUGAAGAAGCUGGGCUCCAAGAAGCCCCAGAAGCCCAUCCCACGGCCCCUGAACAAGUACCAGGGCUUCAUCUUUGACUUCGUGACCAGACAAGCUUUCGACAUCAUCAUCAUGGCUCUCAUCUGCCUCAACAUGAUCACCAUGAUGGUGGAGACCGAUGAGCAGAGUGAAGAAAAGACGAAAAUCCUCGGCAAAAUCAACCAAUUCUUUGUGGCUGUCUUCACGGGCGAGUGUGUCAUGAAGAUGUUCGCCUUGAGGCAUUACUACUUCACCAAUGGCUGGAAUGUUUUUGACUUCAUCGUGGUGGUCCUCUCCAUUGGGAGCCUGGUGUUUUCUGCAAUUCUUAAGUCGCUUGAAAGUUAUCUCUCCCCGACGCUCUUCCGAGUCAUCCGCCUGGCCCGAAUCGGCCGCAUCCUCAGACUGAUCCGAGCGGCCAAGGGGAUCCGCACACUGCUCUUUGCCCUCAUGAUGUCCCUGCCCGCCCUCUUCAAUAUCGGGCUGUUGCUCUUCCUCGUCAUGUUCAUCUACUCCAUCUUCGGCAUGUCCAGCUUUCCCAAUGUGAGGCGAGAGGCUGGCAUUGAUGACAUGUUCAACUUCCAGACCUUCGCCAACAGCAUGCUGUGCCUCUUCCAGAUCACCACUUCAGCUGGCUGGGAUGGCCUCCUCAGCCCCAUCCUCAACACAGGCCCCCCCUACUGCGACCCCAAUCUGCCCAGCAGCAGUGGCUCCCGGGGGAACUGCGGGAGCCCAGCUGUGGGCAUCAUCUUUUUCACCACCUAUAUCAUCAUCUCCUUCCUCAUCGUGGUCAACAUGUACAUUGCAGUGAUUCUGGAGAAUUUCAAUGUGGCCACAGAGGAGAGCACCGAGCCCUUGAAUGAGGAUGACUUUGACAUGUUCUACGAGAAUUGGGAGAAGUUCGACCCAGAAGCAACUCAGUUUAUUACCUUCUCUGCCCUCUCAGACUUUGCAGACACUCUCUCUGGUCCCUUGCGAAUCCCAAAACCCAAUCGGAAUAUAUUGAUGCAGAUGGACCUGCCUUUGGUGCCUGGAGAUAAGAUCCACUGCUUGGACAUCCUUUUUGCCUUUACUAAGAAAGUGCUGGGAGAAUCUGGGGAGUUGGAUUCUCUGAAGGCAAAUAUGGAGGAGAAGUUUAUGGCAACAAAUCUUUCAAAAUCAUCCUAUGAACCAAUAGCCACCACCCUCCGGUGGAAGCAAGAAGACAUCUCAGCUACUGUCAUUCAAAAGGCCUAUCGGAGCUAUGUGCUGCACCGCUCUCUGACACUCUCCAACCACCGAGGUGUGCCCAGGAUUGAGGAGGAGGCUGCAUCACUCCCAGAUGAAGAAUUUGUUGCAAUCAUGGAAAAUGAAAAUUAUGUACUCCCAGAUAAAUCUGAAACUGUUUCUGCCAUCUCUUUCCCACCAUCCUAUGAGAGUGUCACUAGAGGCCUCAGUGACAGAGGGAACAUGAGUACAUCUAGCUCAAUGCAAAAUGAAGAUGAAGCCACUAGUAAGGAGGUGACUGCCCCUGGACCCUAG
Carlito syrichta (Philippine tarsier) is the source of this 2601-nucleotide messenger RNA. RefSeq names its product sodium channel protein type 10 subunit alpha. The record is from RefSeq and is a predicted model, not a curated record. Gene Ontology annotation, cellular component: plasma membrane; voltage-gated sodium channel complex; axon. The coding region runs from base 1 to 2601 and encodes 866 amino acids. The transcript is spliced from 10 exons. Lineage: Eukaryota; Metazoa; Chordata; Mammalia; Primates; Tarsiidae. Gene Ontology annotation, molecular function: voltage-gated sodium channel activity involved in cardiac muscle cell action potential. Gene Ontology annotation, biological process: membrane depolarization during action potential; AV node cell action potential; regulation of atrial cardiac muscle cell membrane depolarization.